This is a messenger RNA of Brienomyrus brachyistius, 503 nucleotides long. It is a transcript of the gene micos10, whose product is annotated as mitochondrial contact site and cristae organizing system subunit 10. The transcript is spliced from 4 exons. NCBI's taxonomy places the organism in Eukaryota, Metazoa, Chordata, Actinopteri, Osteoglossiformes, Mormyridae. Gene Ontology annotation, cellular component: mitochondrion; mitochondrial inner membrane; MICOS complex. The record is from RefSeq and is a predicted model, not a curated record. Bases 93 to 323 code for a protein of 76 amino acids.
UCCUAAAUUCUCUCAGUCAACCACAAAUUCCCGCGAUAACUUAGUUUUUAUUAAGCGCGUGGUAUCUCGCGAGAUUCACGUUUUAUUGAAACAUGUCUGAGAAGGAGCUGGGGAGAAAGUGGGACCGCUGCCUCGCGGACACGGCAGUCAAACUUGGGGCCGGCCUGGGUUUGGGUAUCGUCUUCUCCGUUGUCUUCUUCAAGCGUCGUACAUGGCCCAUCUCAUUCGGCUUGGGGUCGGGGCUUGGUAUGGCUUACUCCAACUGCCAGCACGACUUCAGGUCUCCAUACCUUCUGCAUGGUCAGCUGGUCAAAGAGCAGUAGUAAUUCCAAGAGUGAUCGCCUUCUCUGCACAUUGAUUGCAUGAAUGCUGUUUGCCUCUCAACUGGUCCCCAAUCUCACUGCAGUGUACCUGAUCAGAGCUGAUCCUAUUAAUUAAUAAAAUACUAAUGUAUAUGCAACUGCAGGAGCACACUCACACAAAAUAUAUGUGUAUUUAUAUAA